Hyalella azteca is the source of this 786-nucleotide messenger RNA. RefSeq names its product F-box only protein 22-like. The transcript has 6 exons. The record is from RefSeq and is a predicted model, not a curated record. NCBI's taxonomy places the organism in Eukaryota, Metazoa, Arthropoda, Malacostraca, Amphipoda, Hyalellidae. The coding region runs from base 29 to 607 and encodes 192 amino acids.
CUUUGUAACAUGGGAUGGUUGCCUACAAAUGGAAGAUCGGGUCAGAGCCGUGUUGUUCUUUGAAGAGUCAAGUGUGAACUCCGUGCCUUACGUUCAGCAGCUUAUCAAAAGAGAGCAAGGCAACGUGGCUGUGGUGGGAGGAAAAUCUCAUCAGGAUCUCUAUGCCAUGCGGCACUCGGGGAAAGGUAUCCUUGGCAUGGCGGUUUGUGGUGAGAACGUGACGGCAGCAAGCGUUGUCAUCUCCACGUCGGUGAUGGAAGAGGAAAUGACACGUCAAGCCAUGUCUAAGUUCCUGAAGUUCUAUGAUCCGAACAAGACCAGCGUUGCCUUCUUCAUCACCUGCAUUGGACGUAUCGAGGACCAAAUGUGGUGCGGGCCUGCGUAUGAGGUUAAGAUGUUCAGAAAGAUGUACCCUACUACCCCAGUGUUUGGUGCCUUCGUCUACGGCGAGACUUGCUUCGAGUUUCUGCCUCAUCCUCCCGGCAGCGUCGAAUGGCAAUUACAGCAAGAAAAAAACAAAAAAAUUUUGGCAAUGUCAACUAAUAGUCUAUCAAAUGUAAUCGAGUGCAGCUAUUCAACUUGCAUUUUAUUUCUGCAGUUCGAGUGACUGCAAUAAAAGUAGCUGGCGACGUCCACAUUUCCAUUAACUUGGAUGUUAUAUCCUGAAGCAUCGGUUGGAGAUUCGUUCCUAGAACUGAAUAGAUUCUUCGAUGAAACUUCGUCAAUUGAAAGGGAAGUUUGCUUUUGUUGAAAUAUUUAGGUUAAGUAAAAUUUUUUCAAGCCAAA